CACCGGCUAUCAGAAAGGGUUUUGUUUGUCAAAGGAGAAAAGAAGUAGUGUUUUCCUGACACUCCUACAUGUGUCCUGUUGAACAAGCGGUGGAUUAAUAGUGAUUUAAUAAGGCUGCAAUAACGAUAACUUCACUACAAUACUAAUAAUGCAGCGAUUAAACGUCCAUGUGUUUGAGUGGGGUCACUGCGGUUUCAGGACAGCAGAUGGACAUGAACUCAAGCUUGAAAGAGAUGCUGAGAUCUUCCCUAUGGCAUGUGUCCAUGUGCUUUUAUAACAGCGUUUUAUAAACUAGGCAACAGCCAUUCUCUGUGUUCAUGAUAACCCACCGAUGUCUUAUAUCUACAUGUAAGCUGCAUUACUCCUCACUAAAGCCAUUACUUCAAAUUCUGUGUCUGGAAAAAGUCAACUAACAUGCGUUUAACAUCCUCAUGCUUCAUAAAUCACAUUGUCCACCUCCAGUGUAGUGGAGAGCAGCUCGGGUUAACUGUUUCCUUCCUCUUUAGAACAAUGAUCAAAUAUAAACACCAUUAAGGCAUAGUGCAGGGGGUGAUUUGUAUAGAAUUGGUUUACUUGAACUUUAUUGCAUCGCUGAGUGCCCCAUUAAGAUACGGUGGAAAGUGCCAUAAUUGCUUUUGAAGAACUCAGUGCAAAUAGACCAUUGAUACACUAUCCCGGUAAAAGCCGGAAUAAUUUUCAUGAAAAACCAGGUAAAUCACUCUGAUCACGUGGCUAGAAAUGUUGCAUAAACGCACAGGUGAGUUUGCCAGGUUGUGGGGUCACUGCAGGUUAAUUGAGUUCUGUUGCUCACUCCAACCUUAAUUGGUUAACCAGGAGAGCGGCUGUUUAAUGGGGCGAACACACACCUGCUAAAGGCUAAUAGCUAGCAAACAUGGCGAGAGUGCAACCCUGUGUUUGUUAACUCUGAGGGUCCUUCGUGCAGGGCCCCGCCUUUCUAAAUGGUGUUAAAUGAUGCAUUGGGUACAUCUUAAACUGAGAAAGGUGUAGACAAAUGAAACCAAAAGGCUGUAUGUUGUUUGAGCGUUUCACCAGAGUUUCCAAGACAACUGUCCCUCCAUCCAGGUCUCUUAUCUGGCAGGUCUGCCAAUGUUUGCGCCCAUACAUAUCGAUUUAUGCAGUGCAGACAGUAGACAUCCAUAUAAAGUGUUGAUGGCGUAUUGUUUGAGGACAGUCCUGCAAGAGAAGCGUGUAUGCCAGACCUCUAUAACCAUUUCUCACAGAUUCACCUGUCUCCAAACACAGGUGCAUGGGUGCCAGGUAUUUACAGAGUGCAAUUGAUUUACUGAAAAUCCCACUGGCUGCAGAAGAUCCUGGAAACUGGGCUCUCUCAGGUCUGCAAACAGUGAAGCCAAUGGCCUGGUCGCUGCAGAGUCACAUGGUGUCAAAGUGACUCACCUGUGUGGAGCCGCCCGGGCCUCGCAGUUGCGCCACUUUCAGGUGGAGCAGAAAGGCGCAGGUACUGUGCAUGUGCGGGACCUCGGAAGCCAUGAAUCGGGAAGAUCAUUACUACCCUUCCCAGGUUUUUAAAGACUCCUGUGCCUACCAGAGAUCUCAGGCGGAGGACUACAGCCACAGCCCGCCGCCGUGCCUCUACAUGAGCCGGCACUCCGUCUACACUCCGCCGGCCAUGGGAGCCUUGGAGACGGCCAGCCUCCCUGACAUCUCGGCCUCUUACAGUCUCCCCAUGCGGGAGGACCCAGGUUUGACCCAGCUGCACCACCAACACCCGGGGCUCCAGCAGCAGCCUCUCCAGCCGGCUGCAGGCUAUGGAGACGCGGGGGACCAGAGCAGAUAUCUGCCUUUCCCCUGGAUGAAAAGCACCAAGUCUCACUCGCACACCUGGAAGGGGCAGUGGGCAGGACCAUACGUGAUGGCGGAAUCAGAGGAAAACAAACGCACGAGGACUGCCUACACGCGCGCCCAGCUGCUGGAGCUCGAGAAGGAGUUCCUGUUCAACAGGUACAUCUCGAGGCCGCGGCGCGUGGAGCUGGCGCUGAACCUCAGCCUCACGGAGAGACACAUCAAGAUCUGGUUCCAGAACCGGCGCAUGAAGUGGAAGAAAGAGGAGGACCGCAGGAGGGGGAGGGGGACCGACCCGGACCAGGACUCCUCCAUCACCUCCGGGGACCAGGGGGACACCGCGGGGGGGCUCACCUCCUCCACCGGGGGGCUCACCUCCACCACCGGACCUGCCCCCACCUCCCCUCCUGUUUCCCCGCUGCACGGUCACUCCAUCCCCGCAGCUGGAGCCAGAGAGACUGCAUAGACUCUAACUCAUACCGCAGGGACGUUUCAGUUUGUUUCAAUGGAAGUCUUCAAAUACAGAUUUUUAGGUAUGCAAUUUGAUUUUAGGAAUAUAAGAAUCCCAAAUGAGAAUAAAACCUAAAAG
Messenger RNA from Gymnodraco acuticeps, 2410 nucleotides. RefSeq names its product pancreatic and duodenal homeobox 1 (gene pdx1). The record is from RefSeq and is a predicted model, not a curated record. Gene Ontology annotation, molecular function: DNA-binding transcription factor activity, RNA polymerase II-specific; RNA polymerase II cis-regulatory region sequence-specific DNA binding. Gene Ontology annotation, biological process: regulation of transcription by RNA polymerase II; type B pancreatic cell differentiation. NCBI's taxonomy places the organism in Eukaryota, Metazoa, Chordata, Actinopteri, Perciformes, Bathydraconidae. Gene Ontology annotation, cellular component: nucleus.